Messenger RNA from Lolium perenne, 507 nucleotides. Lineage: Eukaryota; Viridiplantae; Streptophyta; Magnoliopsida; Poales; Poaceae. The record is from RefSeq and is a predicted model, not a curated record.
UGGCAAGACAUGUGCUAUGCUCUCCUGGAGGUGCUUCUCUCACAGUUGGGUCGACGCCCUCGAGCUUGGGUGAGAGAUUUGGGUCUUGAACGUUGUGGUUCUGGGGACGACGGCGAUGGGGAGGCGGCCGUGCUCGAGUUCUUCCCCUUGGCACCAUGUUCGUCAUUGUCCAUCCGUGCUCAGGGUGAGUUGUUCCACCUCGUACGGCGUUCUUCGAUCCGGGGCGAAAAAGCAGAGUGCUUUUUUCAGGGGUGGACGGAUGGCAUGGCAACUGGCUGGCUGGAGGGCGACGAUGGUGUGAGUUCCUAUGUGACAUGCUUCGUCGACAUUGCUUCUUCUGCAGUAGUGCAGCAGGGCAGGAUAAGAGCUUCAAGGAUCAAGAUGCUAAGCUGUUGCAGCAUUUGUAAACUAUUUGUAAAUUCGGUCGUAAAAGGCGGCUUGUUGAGCCUUAAUCUAAAAAACUGUUUUUUUCCUUUUAUCAAAUUGCUAAACUAUCGAUUGAGAUAG